ACAUACACAACGAAAUCGCGUUCGUUACCGUCGGUGUCGAAUCAGUCGAAUGGUGUCGAAGUAGUAGCCGGAGCAAGCCGGAGCUUCAUCAAAUUUCAUGGACGAAUGAUUGAGACACGGAACGGAUAAGAACGGUGAAAAAAGUGGACGUACGUAGUGCGAAUACAACCGUCCGUUGUGUGAAUCCACAGGAACGACAGCAACGACGAGAAUGAGCGAGCUUGUUUGGGGAAUAAAAAACGGCGAUCUCGAGCAAGUGCGAGACAUCGUCGAGAACAAGAACAUUGAUGUAAAUCAAAUGAUUGAUGGUAGAACACCACUACAUUAUGCAGCGGAUUAUGGCCAAAGUGAAGUUGUCAGAUAUUUAUUGGAGAAAGGGGCAAAUGCCAAUGCUACAGAUAAGCAUGGAAUCACAACAUUAUUGGCAGCAAUCUGGGAGGGGCACACAAACUGUGUAAAACUGCUGCUAGAGAAAGGUGCUAAACCAGAUGGUUUAACGCCAGACGGCACAAGCUAUCUAGAUGCAGCUGAGAAAGACGAGAUUAAACAGCUCUUGAAACUCCACUAGCAUAAAGCCAAACAAAAUGCAAAAUCAUAAUUUUGUUACUUUAGUACAUUAAUGUUCCUCCUUAUAGAGAGUGACUAUUCUACCAGCUUUGUUUUGAUUUUUCGCCUACGAUGACUAGAGUAUGUCGUAUUUAAACUCUAAAUUAAAUGAACAUAGGUACAUGGAUGCUGUUUUAUAAUAAUAAUAAUAAUAAUAAUAAUAAUAAUAAUAAUAAUAUACUGCAUGUCGAGAAUGUGAAGAGCUCGUAUAUUCUUCUCGCGAUAAUUAAUUAUUCACGGUUCUAAAUAUACAUGUAAGUUACAGAUUUAAAGAUAUUCUUUCAUAACUGAGACAAGUUAUGAAAGUUAGUUUAGUUUAAACUUACAAUCGUGUGUAUGCGUGUGCGUAUGUGUAUAUAUGUAUGUGUGUGUACAUACACGCGCGCACGCACAUACACACACAUACAUACACGUACAUAAUGUAAUUUUGAUAUGUAUUUUGAUCUAUUCUAUAAGGCGAUACAUAUUGUUUAUUAUUAAUUUAUAAAUCCUGAAAACUUUUUUAUACAUUUUUAUGUCAAUCGCUUUAAGCAUAUUAUUCCAUUUUAAAUAUGAUAUUUUCGUAGCGGCGAUGGGGUUUCUUGUACUCUUAAACAAAGUGUUAAAACUCUCCUCUUUGAGAUACUUGUGUGCUGAGUUGAAUUUUGAACGAUGUAUGUAUAAAUUGCGAUAAAAAAGAAGUAUGUUUGCAAUGCUAACAACGUGUAAUGUGUCUAAUGAAUACUAAGAAUGUACAAUAAUCAAAAGUAAUAAGCAAAUACAUCAUUGUUAUGAACA
Molecule: messenger RNA, 1383 nt
Organism: Solenopsis invicta (red fire ant)
Lineage: Eukaryota; Metazoa; Arthropoda; Insecta; Hymenoptera; Formicidae
Product: myotrophin
Exons: 3
Coding region: 212-568 (118 amino acids)
Biological process (GO): regulation of barbed-end actin filament capping
Cellular component (GO): nucleus; cytoplasm
Molecular function (GO): protein binding
Source: RefSeq, a predicted model, not a curated record